AUGGAAUCAGAAGCUGACUUUGGCAAUGGCUUAUUAAGCUCGGAAGUUGGACAUCGACGUCGUUCUACUUCAGUCUCUGAUGAUUAUUCAGUUCAGAAGACAAAUGAUGAUGCAACGGAAUGUAAAUUUGUUGCUGUUCAGCAAAAAUAUUACAUCGACAACUUCAUCGGAGCAUUUAUUUACUGUGCUGAUCACCACAGAGAUCCAGAAAUUGUUCGUGGUUAUUGGGCUCGCACAGCAGCAAUUACUUCUCUUGUUUCACAAUUUAUUAAGAUUUCUGGUCCUUCUGCUCAAAUUAUUAGUUUGGGAGCUGGUUUUGAUACACUAUAUUGGCGUUUAAAAGAAAGUGGACACAACUUUAACAAAUUUGUGGAAUUUGACUUUAGCAGUGUUACAUCCAAAAAAAUUCGUUUAAUUCAAAGAAGCAAAAAUGUCAAUUUGGCUGGAUAUUUUAGCAAGCCUGCUAUUGAGAGUCAACAUAGUGACCUACAUUGUGGGGAUUAUCAUUUAAUUGGAGCUGAUCUGAGGCAAAUACGCGAAUUUGAACAAAAAUUGACAACUGCUGAACUAGACAAUUCUCAACCUACUUUAAUUAUUGCUGAAUGUUUAUUUGUUUAUAUGGAUGUGGAACACUCAUACAAUUUAAUUAAAGAAUUGACUAAAUAUUUUGAAACGUUGGCAUUAAUUAAUUAUGAACAGGUCAAUAUGAACGAUAACUUCAGCAAGGUUAUGCUUGACAAUUUAAAUAAUCGAGGUAUUCAUUUACCUGGCCUAGCUGUUUGUGAAUCUUUAUCAACACAAAAACAAAGAUUCUCAAGUGUUGGAUUUUCGACAGUAAAAGGAUGGACAAUUAAUGAAAUUUAUACCAAAUUUUUGCCGGAGCAAGAGGUUCAAAGGUUUGAAAAUUUUUCUUUUUUUUCGGAAUUUAUUUCCACUCAUCUAAAAUUUUUUUGUUUAAUUUUGGACCUUUUAAUGAUUUUAAAUUUAAGAAUAGAAAAAUUGGAUCCUUUGGAUGAACGUGAAUUGCUUACACAACUUUUGGAACAUUAUUGUCUAAUUUAUGCAUUUAAAGAUUCGACUAAGGAAAAACUUGCCGAUUUAAUUGUUCAAUGA
Meloidogyne enterolobii is the source of this 1113-nucleotide messenger RNA. The record is from the annotation of a GenBank genome assembly. NCBI's taxonomy places the organism in Eukaryota, Metazoa, Nematoda, Chromadorea, Rhabditida, Meloidogynidae.